UUGGUUGCAUAUAAUCAGAUGCUUAGAAUGGCAAUCACUGAUCAAUUGAAGGGUCAGUUUGGCAAUCUUGAUUACAUACUUUAUGUAACAAUUGUUGUUUUACGUGAUCUCUUGUGUUCAAACCUCUUGAUCACCAAGAGUGUUGUUUUUGGCUUCUGGAGAAGAGUCGAAGUAUGUGUAGAAGUAAAACAGAGGGAACUUCCAAUGACACGGUACUUGCAACAGAAGGAAGACAAAACCUCGUCUCAAUGA
Messenger RNA from Ilex paraguariensis (yerba mate), 252 nucleotides. Lineage: Eukaryota; Viridiplantae; Streptophyta; Magnoliopsida; Aquifoliales; Aquifoliaceae. The record is from the annotation of a GenBank genome assembly.